GACAUUUGGGAACGUUUGGCCUAAAAGGGCCGCUGUACAGCGCAGUUUGUUGUAAAGCAAAGCAAUAUUCAUCUCUGGGGCUGCCACUGGUGUAAGUAAGAAAGUAAGAUGCGAACCAUAGUGUGGUCUUGUUCAGGAGGGCUGUUGAAGACGAAGAAUGAGGUGCUGGAAACGAGCACGAACCAGUCCAUGUUCGUGUUUGGCCUUGGUUACACAGGGGUUGAACUUGGAAAGCAACUUCGUACCAGGGGAUGGACGGUUUCUGGGACUUGCCGCAGCGCGGAAAAGAGGAGGACGCUGGAAGAAUGUUACGGAGUGGAUGCUUACAUUUUCGGCCCUGGUGUCAGUCUCGACAACGGUGGCUUGGAGGCAUUAUACCAAGCAACUCAUCUCGUCAGCUGUGUGCCUCCGGACCCGGAUACACUGACAGACACGGUCUUGAAAAUGCACUUGGAGGACAUAGAAGCUCGGUGUCGUGCACUUCGCUGGAUUGGAUACAUAUCUUCCACUGGAGUAUAUGGCGAUCACCGAGGCGGCUGGGUGGACGAAAGCACGCAGGCGAAGCCAGUGGAUCGAAAGUCAAAAGCGAGGGUUGCCGCCGAGAACUCGUGGCUAGAGCUUCAGCACAGUAAUGCGUCAGUGCAAAUUUUCCGAGCUGGUGGAAUCUAUGGUCCUGGUCGGAGCGUCCUGGAUACUUUACAAGGCGCUAGGCAACUAAGAGUGAGUGAAGCGAGGCAUUCCCGUCGCUUCACCUCGAGAGUCCACGUCUCGGACGUGUGCCAGGUCCUGAUGGCGAGCAUGGAGUCACCACAUUCCGGGAGAAUCUACAACGUCGUCGACGACGAUCCGGCCCCGAGAUCUGAGGUUGCGGCCUUUGGAAUGGAGCUCCUGGGAAUGGAACUUAAGGAAGAAUCGCCAGGAAAUGGAGAUGGAGGAAGCGCGGCGGCGGAGAAGCGCGUGAUGAACAAGAGGAUCAAGGAAGAACUGGGAGUGGAGCUCAUGUUUCCGUCGUACAGGGAGGGUCUGGCUGCCGUGGUACGGGCGGACAGCUAGCCAGCCAGCCGGCAACGCACUGCCACGCGUACAGUUAAGGACCAUCCAGUUUAAGUUAGCACUAAUUAAUUCGCCCUUUUUCUUUGCUAAA
Messenger RNA from Selaginella moellendorffii, 1144 nucleotides. Its product is annotated as protein YeeZ. The transcript has 8 exons. NCBI's taxonomy places the organism in Eukaryota, Viridiplantae, Streptophyta, Lycopodiopsida, Selaginellales, Selaginellaceae. Bases 109 to 1053 code for a protein of 314 amino acids. The record is from RefSeq and is a predicted model, not a curated record.